Messenger RNA from Neoarthrinium moseri, 3678 nucleotides. RefSeq lists its product as uncharacterized. Lineage: Eukaryota; Fungi; Ascomycota; Sordariomycetes; Amphisphaeriales; Apiosporaceae. Gene Ontology annotation, molecular function: histone binding. Gene Ontology annotation, biological process: meiotic chromosome condensation; mitotic chromosome condensation; mitotic cell cycle. The coding region runs from base 1 to 3678 and encodes 1225 amino acids. The record is from RefSeq and is a predicted model, not a curated record. Gene Ontology annotation, cellular component: condensed chromosome, centromeric region; nucleus. The transcript has 5 exons.
AUGGACACCAUCAACUUCGACAUCAACGAUGCGCUCAAGCACUACAUGAGCGAUCCUGCCAGCGUCGCCACCCCCGAGGCCGACAGCGCUCUGGUCGACUGCGAGAACGACCCCGAGGCCCUCACCAACGCCGUCAUCAACCCCGUCCUCAACUCCAUCGUCGACGCCGUCGCCGAGAACCCGGACUUCAUCACACGCAGCGCAUACUUUGACUCGCUGCAGUUUCUCUUAAAAUGCGUCCAGGUCCUGCCCACACACGCCCUCAGCAAGAUCUUCGACCUGAUCAUGAGCGGCCUGGCCGCCGAGGCCGACAUCGUCAACCACGACCUAGACAGCCCCGACGAGCAGGAGCUCAUCGCCCACCACAAGAUGCUUCUCGAGGUCUACGGGUACCUGCUGCAGUGGGCCACCGCUUGCGUCGAGAUCAAGGCGGCCGAGAAGUCGUCAUCCGCCCCGGCCGCCCGCGCGAGAGGGAAAGGCGCCAAGUCCAAGGCCGCCGCCGGCAAGGACAAGGACGGGAGCUGGGACAGCGCCCAGCAGUUGCAGAUAGCCCUCGACGUCAUGACUAAGGUGCUGAAGUUGAAGUUGGGCAAGAUCUUUCUGACCACGAGCGAGCGCGACACCUUCGUCGGCCUCCUGACCCGGCCUGUCUAUAUGAUACUCGAGAGCGAGCAGCGGUGUAAGAACACGGCCAUCCGGAUGCAUGCCUUCAAGGUGCUUUGCAUGGCCGUCAAGCACCACGGACACGGAUAUGCCGCACAAAUCUCUAUUGUUCAGAACUUGACGUAUUUCGAGCACUUGUCCGAGCCCAUGGCCGAGUUCCUGCACAUUCUGGCCGAACAAUAUGACUAUCCCCAGCUUGCCGACGAGAGUUUAAGAGAACUGAGCAACAAGGAGUUCAGCACCAACGACACCAGGGGCCCCAAGUCGGUGUCCUCGUUUAUCGUGAAGCUCUCAGAACUCGCCCCUAGGCUGGUCAUCAAGCAGAUGACCAUGCUUGCCAAGCAGCUGGACAGCGAGUCUUAUACGCUUCGGUGCUCGCUGAUCGAAGUCUGCGGCAACAUGAUCGCCCAUCUUUCCACGCAGGAGGAGCGCAGCGAGAAUCACAAGUCCCAGUUGAACGCCUUUUUUGACGUGCUCGAGGAGCGUUUCUUGGAUAUCAACCCGUAUUGCAGAUGCAGGGCCAUCCAAGUCUACACAAAACUCUGCGAUCUGGAGCAGAAGUUCCCCAAGCGGCGCCAAAAGGCCGCUGAGCUGGCGGCGCGCAGUCUCCAAGACAAGAGCAGCCACGUCAGGAGGAAUGCCGUCAAGCUGCUUAGCACCCUGGUCAAGACGCAUCCCUUCACUGUCUUGCACGGAGCGCAACUUGCCCGCAAGGACUGGCAAGCCCGGCUUGAUAAGGUCGACGCCGAACUCGAUGCUUUGCAGCCCCCGGCAGGCGAGCCCGGUCUGGGUGGGGACACCACUGUGAAUGGGAAUCUGGUCGACGAACCCACCCAGGUCGAAUCGCCCCAGAAGGCUAGGGACCCCAAGGACCUGACCGAAGAGGAGAAGGAAGCCAUCGUUCGCAAGGCCCAGGAGGACGCCGCCACAUCCGAAGCCAUUGAGAAGCUGACUCUGACCAAGAGGUACUACACCGACGCCCUCAAGUUCAUCGACGUGCUGCAGGAGUCCACUUCUACCGUAUGCCAGCUUCUAGGCUCUAAGAACAAGUCGGAAGUUAUUGAGGCUAUGGACUACCUAGAAAUUGGCAAUGCCUACAACCUAGAAGACAACAUGGUGGGCAUCCGUCGCAUGCUACGUCUCAUCUGGACCAAGGGCAACAGCGACGAGGGCAAGGGUGUUCAGUCCCACCUCAUUGACUGUUACAAGAGGCUUUUCUUCGAGGCGCCUGACCACUUCACCUCCAACGAUGCUGCUAUCUACGUCGCGAGAAACAUGAUCAGUCUGACAUCAGGAACUACCCCUGCUGAGCUGACGAGUCUUGAGCAACUCCUUGCCACAAUGAUGAAGGGUGGCAUGAUCUCGGAUGUCGUCGUCACCAAGCUUUGGGAAGUCUAUGGGUAUCACAAGAGGGAGAUUUCCAGGUCUCAACGUCGCGGCGCCAUCAUUGUGCUGGGGAUGCUUGCAACCGCAAACCCAGAGAUCGUCGUCGGCGAGAUGGAGACUAUGCUUCGAGUUGGCCUGGGUUCGCAUGGACGUAGCGAUCCUCAGCUGGCCAAAUUUACCUCGAUUGCCCUGCGAAGACUGAACCCCACGGGUCGCCAAGCCAAGGACUCGCCAGUCAAGUUCAACCGUCUGCCUAACGACCACGCGGUUUUGGCCAGGUUGGCAGCGAUUACCGAUGUUCCCAGCGACAGUAAAGAGUGGUUCGGUGUGGCCGAGCAGGCUAUCAACGCCAUCUACGCUUUGGCAAAACAUCCUGACGUUCUCUGCGGAGAAAUUGUGAAGCGCAAGACGAAGGCCGUUUUCGCAGCACAGCAGCGGUCAUCAUCCAGGCCAGAAUCCCGUGAUCUGGAUCCGACUGUCUCACCCGAGGUGGCUGAUGCUCAAGGGUUCACGGUUGCUUUGAAUGAACCAACCCAGACUGUCAACCGCUCAAGUCCAGAACAGCCUGUUGAACCCAAGCAGAAGAAUGCCAUUGCGUUAUCGCAGCUACUCUUCGUAGUAGGCCAUGUGGCUAUUAAGCAGAUCGUGCACCUCGAGCUGUGUGAACUCGACUUCAAGCGUCGGAAGCAAGAGAAGGAAAAGAUGGCCUCGUCUGAGCCUGCAGCGCCAGAAGCGCCGGCGGCUAAAGCCAGGGGUCGCAAGUCCAAGACUCCGGCACCGCCUCCGGAGGAGGCCGGAGAUGAGCUUGACCUUAUUGGUGGCACAACGGAGGAUGACUUCACUGAAGCCAUGGCACAUAUCCGGGAGCGGGAACUGCUAUUUGGCCCUCAGUCUCUACUGGCAAAUUUUGGCCCCAUGGUCGCAGAGAUCUGCUCACGCAACGACAUCUACAAGGACAAGGGCUUGCAGGCUGCCGCGACGCUUGCUCUUGCCAAGUUGAUGUGUGUGAGUUCUGAGUACUGCGAGGAGCAUUUGCCCCUACUCAUCACCAUCAUGGAACGUUCACCUGACCCAACCGUUCGCUCCAACGUCGUUAUCGCAUUGGGUGAUAUGGCUGUUUGCUUCAACCACCUCAUCGACGAGAACACGGACUUCUUGUACCGCCGCCUGGCGGAUCCCGACUUGUCUGUCAAGCGCACAUGUCUCAUGACCUUGACAUUCCUUAUCUUGGCCGGUCAGGUCAAGGUCAAGGGUCAACUGGGUGAGAUGGCCAAGUGCCUCGAGGACAGCGACAAGCGCAUUGCAGAUUUGGCUCGCAUGUUCUUCACCGAGCUUAGCACCAAGGACAAUGCCGUAUACAACCACUUCGUCGACAUGUUCAGCUUGCUGUCUGCUGGUAAUCUUGAGGAGGACAGCUUCAAGCGGGUGAUCAAAUUCCUGCUUGGAUUUGUGGAGAAGGACAAGCAUGCUCGACAACUUGCUGAGAAGUUGGCGGCACGUCUACAACGUUGUGAUACCGAGCGCCAGUGGAACGAUGUGGCGUUUGCUCUUGGUCAACUUCAGCACAAGAACGAGGAGAUCACGAAGGUGGUCGGGGAGGGUUUCAAGGUGGUACAGGCUACUGCGUAA